This is a messenger RNA of Impatiens glandulifera, 1787 nucleotides long. Its product is annotated as protein PSK SIMULATOR 1-like. The record is from RefSeq and is a predicted model, not a curated record. The transcript has 11 exons. The coding region runs from base 211 to 1596 and encodes 461 amino acids. Gene Ontology annotation, biological process: positive regulation of growth. Lineage: Eukaryota; Viridiplantae; Streptophyta; Magnoliopsida; Ericales; Balsaminaceae.
AUGAAUGGUCAUAGGCGUCCAGAAGCAUAGUUGUUGGUCUUCCUUCCCCACUGUGGAAGCUGACGUGAUUUGCGUUUUCUUCUUUGACUCUCAUCUCUUCUCGCCGAUCAAAACCAUCUCAACCUGCCGGAGAAUCGCCGGCCUUCUCUGUCGCCGUUGUUGAAUUCCGAUCAUACUUCAGAUUGCGUUUCCGAAAUUCUCAUUUGAAAAAUGGGGAACAAUCAUUCAAAUAAAGCUAGCCCUAAUGCGCAGCAACCUCCGUUUGCUUUAGUGAAUGAAACUGAAGAUGAAUUCUACGAUGGAAUUCCAAUUAUGCCAAAGUCUCUAUUUCAGAAAUCUAAAUCAUCUAGGUCUACUCAAGCUGCAGUCUCUAGAGUUGCAGGAGUGAGUUCGCGUAUAGGAAAAGCUGGAAUUGGAAAAGCUGUUGAUGUUUUGGAUGCAUUAGGAAGUAGUAUGACUGGUUUGAGUUCAACAAAUGGAUUUGGUUCUGGAACAGCUAACAAAGGCGAUGAACUCAAAAUCUUGGCUUUUGAAGUAGCUAAUACGAUUGUUAAGGGUUCACUUCUUAUGCAAUCUUUGUCGAAACAAAAUAUAACACAGUUGAAGGAAGUUGUCCUUCCUUCUGAAGGAAUGCAACAGUUAGUUUCGGAAGAUAUGGAUGAACUCUUUACAAUUGUUGCCAUUGAUAAGAGGGAUGAAUUGAAGAUCUUUAUGGGAGAGGUGGUUCGUUUUGGAAACCGGUCUAAAGCUUCUGAAUGGCACAAUCUGGAUAUUUACUUUGAAAAACGCAGCAGAGAUGAGAACAUUAAUGAAAAGUUGAAAGAGGAAGCAGAAUUGAUUAGACAACAAUUAAUAUCCUUGGUUCAAUUUACAAUUGAGUUAUAUCAUGAGAUGGAUAUUUUGGACAAAAUCGAGCAAAGUUACCAGCAUAAAAGACUUGAUUCGACUCGGAGAGAACUAAAAGGCCAAAUGAAGAUUGUAAAAGGGUUAAAAAAGAAGUGUCUUUGGUCAAAAAGUUUGGAGGAGGUAAUGGCAAAACUUGUUGAUAUCGGUUCAUUCCUGAUUCAAGAAAUGAAGGAGGAAUUUGGAGACUUGGGUAUACUGGAAGAAGAAACACUAAAAUAUCAACAAAGAUUGGGACCUUCAGGUCUUGCGUUACAUUAUGCUAACAUCGUUUUGCAGAUCGAUGCAAUCGUUGCUCGAUCUUACUCUGUUCCGGCAACUUUAAGGCAUGUUUUGUAUGAGAGUUUGCCGCCAAAAAUGAAGUCAUCUUUUAGAUCAAAGCUUAAAUCUUUCCAAGUCAAAGAAGACCUCACUGUUUCUGAAAUCAAAUCGGAAAUGGAGAAAACUUUGCACUGGCUAGUUCCCAUUGCCAUAAACACAGCCAAAGCUCACCACGGUUUUGGUUGGGUUGGAGAGUGGGCAAGUACCGGAUCGGUUGGGAAUAGAACGGUCAGUAUGAAUGAGGUGAUCCGGAUAGAGACUUUUCAUUAUGCAAACAAGGAGAAUACAGAAGCAUGUAUUGUUGAUCUUCUUGUAUGGCUUAAUCAUUUGAUAACCACAUCAAAGAGUAUUGCAGCCAAAGAUCGACAAUGAUUCUACUUCAAAACCGAGCAAUCUGAGAUCUCUCUUGUAAGCCUAAAAAACGGUUACAUAUUAUUGUUUGCUUUCUGAUUGUAAAUAGGAUUCAAUAAUAACAGUGAUCAAUAAAUUCAUUUAAGUUCGAUUGUAACUAAAACUAGACAACGGUUGGGGAAUUCAGAAUCACAUCAAAGUCACUUAGAGUC